Pleurotus ostreatus (oyster mushroom) is the source of this 1599-nucleotide messenger RNA. RefSeq lists its product as uncharacterized. The coding region runs from base 1 to 1599 and encodes 532 amino acids. Gene Ontology annotation, cellular component: plasma membrane. The transcript is spliced from 5 exons. Lineage: Eukaryota; Fungi; Basidiomycota; Agaricomycetes; Agaricales; Pleurotaceae. Gene Ontology annotation, molecular function: phosphoprotein phosphatase activity. The record is from RefSeq and is a predicted model, not a curated record.
AUGACAGCUCAGGAGCCGUCAGUCUCGCCGCAAAACGACAAACUGUCCAAUAAUCCCUCCUCAGAACCACCAGCAAAGGUUUCUGAGGCGAAUGGUAGCUCCAACCAGGCCGCCAAGGUCAAUGGAAUACACGAAGACUCCACCGCUUCUGCCAGCAACGCCUCGAUAGGACGAAGUAACCAGGAUGGCGCAGCGUCGGGUGCAGAAGCGGAGAACUCAGUGGCGUCGCAGGAUGCGUCCAAGUCGUCAGCGCCAAUGGCAAAAGUCCCAGCUUCUGAGCCUGCAACGGAGGAGAAAGCAACUGUUUCUACCAAGGAAAAUGGAGCUACUCCGAAUGGGUCAGGUGCCGCGCGAGACGCUCCUGGAGAUCUAUCCAAACGAGAUAAACCUUCCAAUGGGACCCAUCCUGCUCCUGUUCCGAUAGCGAAGAAGUCGAAGUCACCUAAUUCUCAAAACAGGCCUUCCUUUUUUGUGAAACUCGUUUACAAGCUCGUGCCGUGUGUUGGUCCGUCAAAGGCUCACGAGUCGCAACCGGAGUCUCCCACCCAACCCGAGCAGAGUACCUCGAACGAGAAGGCCAAGGCUGAAGACCCUCCGACCCAAGCUCCCGCCCCACCGAAGAAAGAUGUGGAGACAUCUGAGAAAACGUUGCCCGUGUCCUCUGACACAGCCGAAUCCUCAAAGAUUGCGAUCGUUAUUCCACCACCCAUCAGCACAACGCCUCCCCCAAUCUCAGACUCCGAUAUAAUAAUACCUCCAACCCCAACGUCACAACUACUCCCCGAAGAGGAAACGGGAGGAGUGACUGCUGGGGCAGUCCAGGCACCUGGAUCCACGGGCGGUAGCAGCAUCCAUAUCCACCACGAACACAAAAAGAGAGACUCGACUAUUGCCACAAACGGCGUUGGUGAUGGGGACGAGUCUGAGGCAACGAGUUUCGAUACAGACGAAGAGCUAGACGAUACACGUCAAGACGAAAUGGAAGACGAUGAAGAUAUCCUUAUAUUGCGAGGCGGAGCGGGGAUUCCUAUCGGACCAGACGGCGUGCCAAAACCACUUCUGCCUCCGAUUGCCCCUCAACAUGUUGGCAGGAAGUGUCUGGUUCUUGACCUUGAUGAGACCCUAGUGCACAGCAGUUUCAAGUCUAUUCAACAAGCGGAUUAUGUCGUCCCUGUUGAGAUUGAAUACCACUGGCACAAUGUCUAUGUGAUCAAGCGCCCUGGAGUGGACAACUUCCUGAAAAAAAUGGGUGAAAUCUACGAAGUCGUAGUCUUCACCGCCAGUCUCAGCAAGUACGCCGACCCGGUACUUGACAAAUUGGACAUCCACCAAGUUGUCAGCCAUCGACUUUUCCGAGAAAGUUGUUACAAUCAUAAGGGUAACUAUGUUAAAGAUUUGUCGCAACUUGGCCGUCCAAUAGGGGACACCAUUAUCCUGGACAACUCACCCGCGUCCUACAUUUUCCAUCCCAACAACGCCGUCCCCGUCUCAUCAUGGUUCAACGAUCCUCACGAUACGGAACUUACCGAUUUAGUCCCCUUCCUUACCGACCUAAGCACGGUCGACGACGUUCGCGGGGUCCUAGACGGUGCGCGAUAG